Messenger RNA from Sciurus carolinensis (gray squirrel), 5521 nucleotides. It is a transcript of the gene Rin2, whose product is annotated as Ras and Rab interactor 2. Gene Ontology annotation, biological process: vesicle-mediated transport; signal transduction. The transcript has 12 exons. Gene Ontology annotation, cellular component: endocytic vesicle; cytosol. Gene Ontology annotation, molecular function: guanyl-nucleotide exchange factor activity; small GTPase binding. Bases 1166 to 3859 code for a protein of 897 amino acids. The record is from RefSeq and is a predicted model, not a curated record. Lineage: Eukaryota; Metazoa; Chordata; Mammalia; Rodentia; Sciuridae.
CUCUCAAACUUCGGUACAUUUUUGUCUUAAUCCAGUUGUUGCUGGGGUGGUUUUAGGAUGCAACUGCUGGGUGACAUCAGCCGGGAGGAACCGGGAACCACAAGUGGAAGUGAGAAGUGUCGGUGCAUUAAAUUAAGUUGCUAUCAACACUGAACCGAGGUGUUGGAGGUUAUGGUUUGGGAGAAAAGACUGUAAAUCCCAAAACUUCUUCUGCGUUAAGAUCUUUAUUUAAAAUCAUCAUCAUCUGUGUGUGUACCAUCUGCUUGGACUUUGGGACCAUUCCCAGCUUCCAUUCUUUUUAUUCCUGCUGUGGCACUUUGCAUUGUGUUCUUGUCACCUGUGCCCAACUCCACCUUGGAGCAGCCAGUUAAUAAGGAUGAAGCCACCUGCAUCAUUGGAAGAAAUGUAAUGCGUCUGCCUGUCCUGGGUGAGCAUCCAAAGUGGAUAUUGGAACUGAGGACCACUUGAGGUUAAAGUAUGCACAUGCAGUUACCGGCUACUAAUUAAACUGGUAAACUUCUGGAAUUCAAACUGCUCCAUCGCUGUCAGCAAAAUUCCUCGCCUGUCUUGGCUCAUCAGAAAUGGUUUGUAGAUGGAAAACUUAGGAACAGAACAAAGAAACUUAGGUCCUGGUGAGGAAUGAAGCCCUGGCACUCAACUUAGCAAUUCCUGAUCUGCCAGAAGGCUGAAUCCCCUGCCGAGAAAACGUCUGGAAGGAUAACAGAAUUUAGGUUUGGUUUAAAGCAGCUUUAAAAAAAAAAUUCUGUGCUUCUGGGGCUAAACAGUUAAUCAUUUGCUCCCCAAGGUUUCCAUCCUGUUCUUACUUCUGAACACGGCACUGUGUUUUCUUUCUGGAGUGGCUCCAAUCUGUGGACUUCACUAAUGAGGGAUGAACUUCAAAGGUCUUGGAUCUUGGGUUCUCUUCAGAUGCUGAGCUGAGAAUCUGAACCUCUGGAGUCAGCAGGAUUCCCAGGAGAAGUUCACCACCUUCUCAGGAGGUUUUGGGGUAUUGGCCUUCGUCCCAGUAGAAUUGCAAGCGGAAAGAAACACAGAGAAGACAUGGCUGACCCUUUAAAGUGACUGAACUUUGGAGCAAUGUCUCAAAUAGGUGAAAGGUUUGGAAGGAGGGGAGUCCCCGGCAUGCAGUAGAGCCUCGCUGGGGGAAAUGUCAGCUUGGACCAUGGGCGCCCGCGGUCUGGACAAGCGAGGAAGUUUCUUUAAGCUCAUUGACACAAUCGCCUCGGAGAUCGGAGAACUGAAACAAGAGAUGGUGCAGACAGAUGUCAGCCUGGAAAAUGGCCUGGAACCUGCUGAAACUGCCAGCAUGGUAAGACACAAGGAUGGUGGCUAUUCUGAGGAAAAGGAUGUGAAGAUCUGUCCCCGGGACUCUGGCUAUGACAGUCUCUCCAACAGGCUCAGCAUCUUGGAUCGGCUUCUCCAUACCCACCCCAUAUGGCUGCAGCUGGGUCUGAGUGAAGAAGAGGCAGCAGAAGUCCUGCAGUCCCAGCCUCCAGGGAUCUUUCUGGUUCGUAAAUCCACCAAAAUGCAGAAGAAAGUCCUCUCCCUUCGUCUACCCUGUGAAUUUGGAGCCCCACUCAGGGAGUUUGCCAUAAAGGAAAGCACAUACACCUUUUCCCUGGAAGGCUCAGGAAUCAGUUUUGCGGAUUUAUUCCGGCUCAUUGCUUUCUACUGCAUCAGCAGGGAUGUUCUGCCAUUCACCUUGAAGUUGCCUUAUGCCAUUUCAACAGCCAAGACUGAGGCUCAACUUGAAGAACUAGCCCAGCUGGGACUAAAUUUUUGGAGCUCCUCAGCUGACAACAAACCCCCAAACCCUCCACCUCCCCAUAGGCCUCCCUCCUCCUCCUCCGAUGGCAUCUGUCCUGCCUCCCUGCGUCAGCUUUGCCUUAUAAAUGGAGUGCAUUCUAUAAAAACCAGGACGCCUUCAGAGCUGGAGUGUAGCCAGACCAACGGAGCCUUGUGUUUUAUUAAUCCUCUUUUCUUGAAAGUGCACAGCCAGGACCUCAGUGGAGGCCUGAAGCGGCAGAGCACAAGGACUCCCAACUCCAAUGGCACGGAGAGGCCUCGGUCCCCCCCACCCAGGCCCCCGCCACCCGCUAUUAAUAGUCUCCACACAAGCCCUCGGCUGUCCAGGACUGAAACCCAGACGAGCAUGCCAGAAACAGUCAACCAUAACAAACAUGGGAACGUAGAUCUGCUUGGACCGAAACCAACUCCCAUCCCUCCACCCCGGCUGAAGAAGCAGGCUUCUUUUCUGGAAGCAGAAAGCAGCGCAAAGACCUUGACCGCCAGUCAGCCCGGCCUGGACCGGGAGCUGGAGCUGGGCACAGCUGGCAGCGCAGGUGGAGCCCCGCCUGGGGACGCCCCCGGGGAUUGCACAAGGGCCCAGCCUCCCAGCUCUGAAUCACGGCCCCCGUGCCAUGGAGGCAGACAGAGGCUGAGCGACAUGAGCAUUUCCACUUCCUCCUCCGACUCGCUGGAGUUUGACCGGAGCAUGCCUCUGUAUGGCUACGAGGCGGACACCAACAGCAGCCUGGAGGACUAUGAAGGGGAGAGUGACCAGGAGACCAUGGCACCCCCUAUCAAGUCCAAAAAGAAAAGGAACAGCUCUUUCGUGCUGCCCAAACUCGUCAAAUCCCAGCUCCGAAAGAUGAGUGGGGUGUUCAGCUCCUUCAUGACCCCGGAGAAGCGAAUGAUCCGUAGGAUCGCCGAGCUGUCCCGGGACAAAUGCACCUAUUUUGGAUGCCUGGUGCAGGACUACGUGAGCUUCCUGCAGGAGAACAAGGAGUGCCACGUGUCCAGCACAGACAUGCUGCAGACCAUCCGGCAGUUCAUGACCCAGGUCAAGAACUAUCUGUCUCAGAGCUCAGAGCUGGAUCCCCCUAUUGAGUCGCUGAUCCCUGAAGACCAAAUUGAUGUGGUGUUGGAAAAAGCCAUGCACAAGUGCAUCUUAAAGCCCCUGAAGGGUCAUGUGGAGGCCAUGCUGAAGGAAUUCCACAUGGCCGAUGGCUCAUGGAAACAACUCAAGGAGAACCUACAACUUGUGCGACAGAGGAAUCCCCAGGAGCUGGGAGUCUUCGCCCCAACUCCUGAUUUGGUGGAUGUGGAGAAAAUCAAAGUCAAAUUCAUGACCAUGCAGAAGAUGUAUUCACCAGAAAAGAAAGUCAUGCUGCUGUUGAGAGUCUGCAAGCUCAUAUACACUGUCAUGGAGAACAACUCAGGUAGGAUGUAUGGCGCUGACGACUUCUUGCCAGUUCUGACCUAUGUCAUAGCUCAGUGUGACAUGCUUGAAUUGGAUACUGAAAUCGAGUACAUGAUGGAGCUCCUAGACCCAUCACUGUUACAUGGAGAAGGAGGCUAUUACUUGACAAGUGCCUAUGGAGCACUUUCUCUGAUAAAGAAUUUCCAAGAAGAACAAGCAGCUCGACUGCUCAGCUCAGAGACCAGGGACACCCUGAGGCAGUGGCAUAAACGGAGAACCACAAACCGGACCAUCCCUUCUGUGGAUGACUUUCAGAAUUACCUCCGGGUUGCAUUCCAGGAGGUCAACAGUGGCUGCACAGGGAAGACCCUCCUCGUGAGACCGUACAUCACCACUGAGGAUGUGUGCCAGCUCUGUGCUGAGAAGUUUAAGGUGGGGGACCCUGAGGAGUACAGCCUCUUUCUCUUCGUCGAUGAAACGUGGCAGCAGCUGGCAGAGGACACUUAUCCUCAAAAAAUCAAGGCGGAGCUGCAUAGCCGGCCACAACCCCACAUCUUCCACUUUGUCUACAGGCGCAUCAAGAAUGAUCCUUAUGGUGUCAUUUUCCAGAAUGGUGAAGAAGAUCUCACCCCUUCAUAGAAGUCAUGUGGGACUUCCUAUGGGUGCAUCCAAAGGGGACCUGAGAGUCUGGCCUUCUGGUUGCCACAGGCUUGAGCUUGGAAGGCAGUCACCUCCUGGAGGACCCCUUGGUGCAGUGACUAAGCCAUCCACAGGCUAAUUUGACCCAGGGCAUCUUUGGCCACAUUGCCUAUGAAAGGUAGCUGAGGUUGACAAAACAGGAGGAUUCUCCUCCUACAAUGCAGAGUGGCAUUUCAUGGUUCAAGUGUCCUGAAAUUGUUUGCUACCUACUCCUAGCCAGGUUCUAGGUUGGCUUACAUGUGUGUAUAUGUGCUGAAUGAACUUUCAAGGUACAAGCUCUUCUCUUGAAUUCAACAGCGGGUGUUUGACAAGACUGUCCGAUGCAGUGCGUCAGGUACUUCUCAGUUCUGUGGAUGACUCCAUCCUUUAUUCCUUUUUACUUUUUUUUUUUCUUUCUUUAAAAAAUUUUACAAAGAGCCUUUGUGUUUUUAUAUAUUUCAUAGAAAUUUUUAUAGCAGUUGCAGGUAAACUGUCAGGAUUGGUUUUUAAAAUAUUUUUGUAACUUUAAAAUAUUGUAUAAUUAUGCAUGUGAUUUUAACAUUGAAUAUUGGAAAAUAAAUCUCUUGCUGGAUUUGAGAGUAUUUGCAUUUUAAAAGUCUCUCUUCUGUAACUGGAUGUUUUGGCAACUUUGUGGGGAGAGACUGCUGGAUUUCUUAAAGCAAUGUAUUCCUGACACUGGCCACAGAAUGCCUUUGGAAAUUUGAUGUACUGUUAUCUUGUUCACAUUUAGUGGUAUUGUGCUGUUCGUUUGUUCGUUUGUUUAAACAGGCGAUGCUGAGAAUAGGAGAGAAGUGAAUGUAGAGAAAGGUAGAGAGAGAAAUACAGACUCUAACAAAGGACUGAGGAGUGUAGUCUGCUGGUUCAGGCUCUGCAGGAUGUAGGAAAAGAGUCAGAAGGAACCACCUCUGCUUAAGAUACUGUAAAUAUGCAAUGAGAUUUGGCAAAAAUCUAUUCCAUAUGCUAUCUGCUUUUGAAAACAAUUGUGAAAAUCCCACAAGAAAAAAAAAAUCGAGGUUAGCAUUCCCUCCCUCCACAUUUCCACAUAAAUCAAAACUAACAGCAUCCAAUUAUUUGGGACAGAAACCAAGUAAUGUAUAAUGUGGCUUUCGUUGAGUUAAAUAAGAUGCUGUUGGGAAAAUAAUUUGAAAAUGCACCAAAAAAAAAAAAAAAAAAAAAAAACCCAUCUGCAUUGUAGAAUGUACAGUGGGUGGGGAUGCAACUCAGUGGUGGAGCACUUGCCUAGCACAUGCAAGGCCCUGGGUUUUGUCCCCAGCACCACCAAAUAAAUAAAUAAAUAAAUAAAUGUACAGUGAAGUUACAUGUAUGUUUUGUAAAACCAAUUCGGGGUGCACAAACUAGGAGGGUUGUAUCAAUGUAACAGAUAGUUACAAAAACAUGUUAUUGUACUGUGUAAAGGUGCAUGGUCAUCUGAUAGGGUGGGCCUUGUAUCUUGUACUUUUUCAGCCUUGGCUUUUGUUAAACUAGAAGACUCAGUGCAUACUUGUACUUUCUUUUGUAAAUGAUUUUUUAAAUGGAAUUUUGCACAUAAUACAUUGUAAUACUGUACCAUAAUCCUGUGUGAAAAUAAUUUUUGCUGUAUUC